Molecule: messenger RNA, 537 nt
Organism: Culex quinquefasciatus (southern house mosquito)
Lineage: Eukaryota; Metazoa; Arthropoda; Insecta; Diptera; Culicidae
Product: perlucin
Exons: 1
Coding region: 1-537 (178 amino acids)
Source: RefSeq, a predicted model, not a curated record
AUGUCUUUCAUAGCAGCCUUUGUACUAGCAGCAGCUCUGAUAUCAACGAGUUCAGCUUUUCCCCAGAAAAAGCCAGAACCUGCCAAGAACUCCACCUCGGGCAUCUCUUCCCGAGCCGGAUUCCCCAACUCCUACCAGCGCUAUUUUGUCUACAACGACGAAGAGUUGACCUUCAUCGAGGCCUGUCAGAAGUGCCGAGCGCACGGACUCCGGCUGGCCUCGGUCCACUCGGCCCUGGAUGUCGUGAAGCUAGAGGCGGCACUCGCUCAGGAGGACAUCAGCCAGCGGGGACCGUGGUGGAUCGCCGGGACAGAUACGGGCAUGUCUGGAAGCUUCGAGUUGAUCACCGGAAAUCAACGGUUUGGCGCACGAUCCGGGUACACAAAUUUUGGCCCGGGAGAACCGAAUAACUUGGGUGGCGACGAGCACUGUAUGGAGGUGGAAGGUGGCUCCUGGGGAACGCUGUGGAACGUUGCGCUGUGUGACCAAAAAAAGAGAUACAUCUGCGAGCUGGAUAGUUCCCUGAAAACAUUUUAG